UUGGGGGAAUGCUAAGGUUUCGUGGCCCUAAUCGGUAAAAACAAGGCAAAUGCAGUAAUAUUUCACGUACGUAUUUAUGUGAUGAUAGAGGCAUAGUACAAACCUAUCUGUCAGUGUAAAACUUAAAUGUUUGAUUUGAUAUAAUAUUGGGAAGAAUCUGAACUGAACCUUAGAGCGCGACAACUCUCACCACAGCUUGCAGGGCUUCAUGGUGUUUGUUUGCUUGUUAUCCAGCGAAUCCGUUUGCCGGGGACCUGAUAUUCCAAAUUAACCAUCAGAAAUUAGAUAGACUACACAGAUAUUGCUCAUUUAAAAGAUGGUGUUUCUGUUAGUACGUUACAUGUCAUUUCAGCUGUAACUUGCGAUAUGAUGCUCAUACUCAACGGAAUACCAACGACUUCACGUCUUUAGCUUCGUCAAAGGGAGGAUGGGUUGGCUGUCAAGACGAGGGGAGAUCCAUUAUGUCCUUCCGAUAACCGAGGCAUCUGCGUAUCGAUUACCAUCAGCGUGUACAACUGGAGGAAGGAGGUGUCAUUGUUUUGUGUGGAACUGACCGUCGAGGAGGAUCUGUAUACUCCAGAUCCUAGCAUUUUCCUUGCACCUGGUUAUUGAUGGCAGGGAACGGAGUCGAACUUUUACCCCAAGCGGGAAUCCAAAGUCAAGUUCUGUCUGUCAUGGCCUCUUCAAACGCUUCCUCAUCCUCAAGUCCUACGCCGGACAAAGGCUGCGCUAAUGGAGCCCUGAUGGGCUCUUUAGGCAUGUUACUACAGGGCCUUCUCGGGGUCGUGGCCUUUAGCACCCUCAUGUUGAAACGCUUCAGAGAACCCAAGCAUGAGCGAAGACCCUGGAGAAUAUGGUUCCUGGACACUUCCAAACAGGCUAUAGGAAUGUUGUUCAUUCACUUUGCCAAUGUCUACCUGUCUGGCCUCACAGAAGAAGACCCAUGUUCACUUUACCUCAUAAACUUCCUGCUGGACGCCACACUGGGGAUGCUGCUGAUCUACGGGGGCAUUCGAGCAGUCAGCGCAGUGGUGGAGUGGCAGCAAUGGGACUUUUUACGUUUUGGAGAGUACGGGGAGCCAGUGCAGUGUACGGCCUGGGCGGGCCAGUGUGCUCUCUACAUCCUCAUUAUGAUGUUUGAGAAGAUCCUUAUCAUCCUGGUCCUACUCAUCCCACAGUGGAAGAAGCUUGUUCUGCUGAAUCCCAUUAAGAAUCCACAGCUGGAACUUGCCAUCGUCAUGCUCAUUGUUCCGUUCUUUGUCAACGCCUUGAUGUUCUGGGUAGUUGAUAACUUCCUCAUGAAAAAGGGCAGAACAAAAGCCAAGCUGGAGGAGAGGGAAGCUGGGGACGACCCUCGUGGGAGCAGCAAGGUGCGUUACAGACGGGCGCUCUCCCACGACGACUCGGAGUCUGAGAUUCUGUUCUCAGCUGACGACGAGAUGGAUGAUUCAGACGCAGAGGAGGACAUCCGCCAUCUCACAGGCCUCAAGCCAGUGAAGAAAAAGAAACAUCGGAUGGGCAUCCCAGUCUAACCAGUCCGCACCAGUCACACCCAUCACACGUGAUCCCCACCACCCUCAUAGCAACCUCACAGAGUCCGUACUAGUCGAAAGUCAACCUGGCAACAAUUCACAGGUUCUACAGUCGGUUGUUUAGUUAACGAACGGUUAAGAGUAUGGAUGUUAAUAUUGAGACCUCUGGACUCAUCCUCGCUUAGAGCAAUGGGAAAAGACCAGCCAGUCAAAAUAUCUUGCAGUAGUCCUACUCUGGAUUUUUCUACUGGCUAGUGGUUGGCCCCUCAGCAACAAUGUUGGUCACACUUUUCACCGCAAGAAAAAUAACCCAUUAAGUUUUUAUGACGGCAAGAUUCCAAUGGCUGGUUGGUAUUGGGAUGGGUGAACUAAAGGACUGAUAAAUCUUUGUAGCAUUUUGCUGGUUGAUCCAAACGCGCUCUGAUGAUACCUUAUAUGAUACCAUAUGAUACAUAGAGUUCUCAGAGGUCAAAGGUGAUAUGUCACACCUGCAGAUUCCUUCACAGUUCUGUCAGCUUGAAUUUAAUUUUAACGGAAAAUUUUCAUUCAGCAUUUUUCCAGUCUUCAAACGAGUGUGUAAUUAUUACAUUGUGCUUAGAAUCUUGUUUUUUUUUUUUGUUUUUUUUUUAAACAAUAUUCACCCUGUAUUGCUGGGGAUGUGGUCUCUUUUCCAUAUGCAUACGAGUGUAAUUUCACUAACCUUCUCCUAGGUGGUGUAUUAUAAACUGGCAAACAGGAUUGUGGAUUUUGAAUGGGGACACAGAAUGUGUGUGUUUGUGAGUGUGUGUGAGUGUGUGUGUGUGUGUGUGUGUGUUUAAAGUGAGGGGGUCAUUGCUGAAUCUCAGGAACUAAGGUGUGACUUACAGUGAUGUAAGGGUACAUAAUGUUAUGUGUGUUUUUGGGGAGGGGGCGGGGGGGUGUAACAGGUAAUUUGUAGAUAUGAAUAAUAAUCAUUGUGUGUGGGUGAGCAUUGUGAACAUUAUCAUGACUGCAAAAAAAGAAAAAAAGCCAGAGCAGCUCCUCUAACUUGACCAUGGACCCACAGACUCUUCAGCGAGUGACAGACAGUUUGCAGUGAUUUAUCCUGACUGAUAUUUUUUUUUUCUUUGAAAUUGUGCAGUUCAGCAUUUCAUCUGCCUCAGAUUUCCUCUUGUUUUUGUCCAUAGUAUCAAUGUGUGGGAUUCCUCCGUUUGUGUAUUUAUUUCUUGUCUACUGUGGGGCCUCCUCUGUUUGUCGGGUGGUGUUUCUUUUUG
Messenger RNA from Chanos chanos (milkfish), 2785 nucleotides. RefSeq names its product STIM activating enhance (gene stimate). Gene Ontology annotation, biological process: activation of store-operated calcium channel activity. The coding region runs from base 612 to 1532 and encodes 306 amino acids. The record is from RefSeq and is a predicted model, not a curated record. Gene Ontology annotation, molecular function: calcium channel regulator activity. The transcript has 9 exons. NCBI's taxonomy places the organism in Eukaryota, Metazoa, Chordata, Actinopteri, Gonorynchiformes, Chanidae. Gene Ontology annotation, cellular component: membrane; cortical endoplasmic reticulum.